This is a messenger RNA of Neoarthrinium moseri, 2268 nucleotides long. RefSeq lists its product as uncharacterized. Gene Ontology annotation, cellular component: catalytic step 2 spliceosome. The record is from RefSeq and is a predicted model, not a curated record. Lineage: Eukaryota; Fungi; Ascomycota; Sordariomycetes; Amphisphaeriales; Apiosporaceae. The coding region runs from base 1 to 2268 and encodes 755 amino acids. The transcript has a single exon. Gene Ontology annotation, biological process: mRNA splicing, via spliceosome. Gene Ontology annotation, molecular function: RNA helicase activity; RNA binding; ATP binding.
AUGGGCAUUCAGCCGCGUGCGCCAUCCACCAACGGCACCGCCAACGGGGCACCGAAUGGAGCCGCCAACAGCAAGAAGAAAGUUCCCCUCGACAUCGAGCAGCUGUUGGCCAAGAAGAAGGCUGCCGACGACGCCGCAUCCAAGCCCAGGUUCAUCUCCAAGGCAGAACGAGAACGCAUAGCGGCCGAGAAGGCAAAGGCGGAGGAAGAGAAGCAGCGACAGAGCAAGAAACAGAAAGACGACGAGGCGGCUGCCGCUGCGCGCAGCAGAUGGAACAAUCACUCAGACAGUCGCUCGGACGACCGCUAUGGCCGGCCGAAUGACCGCUACGGCAGAGACGGCAGAGACGGCAGAGAUAGCAGAGAUGGUAGAGACGCGCCCUCCGUACCAACUGGGCCCAGGGCCAUGCGCCAGAACAAUGCCAGCGAGAGACAGCCCCAUAGAGGCGGCAAGAAGGAUAAGGACGACAAGAAGAGACCCGCCCCCGAGGAGACAGAGGCCGCCUUGAUACGAGAACGGUACAUGGGCCCGCAGAUGAACGUGUCGACAUUUUCUGCCGACAAGAAGCGGAGGCGGACGACCGAGAAGAAGUUCAACUUUGAGUGGGAUGCCGCCGAGGAUACCAGCCAGGAUUAUAAUCCCAUUUACGCCGACCGCGUCGAGCCCACCUUCUUCGGCAGGGGCCGUCUCGGUGGCUUUGGCGACGACAUGACCGAGGAGAAUGCUAGGAAAUACGCCCAGUCCCUGAUAGAACGCGAUCCCGAGAACGGCGAAGCGAGAGCCCAGGAGAUGCUGGAGAUGAUGCGCCGUGCCAAGGAGAGGGCAAACCGCAACGCUCUUGGCAAGCACUGGUCAGACAAGAGUCUGGAGGAGAUGCGGGAGCGCGACUGGCGCAUCUUCAAGGAGGACUUCGGCAUCGCCACCAAAGGCGGGCUGAUUCCCAACCCCAUGAGGAACUGGCAAGAGUCCGGCCUGCCGCGGCGCCUCCUUGAUAUCAUCGCCCAAGUCGGUUACGACGAGCCAUCCCCCAUUCAGCGAGCAGCUAUCCCGAUAGCCUUGCAGGCUCGUGACUUGAUCGGCGUCGCUGUCACCGGUUCCGGAAAGACUGCUGCCUUCUUACUACCCCUACUGGUCUACAUUUCCGAGCUGCCGCCACUCACAGAGGCAACGAACAAUGAUGGCCCGUAUGCCCUCAUUAUCGCACCUACUCGUGAGCUGGUUCAGCAGAUCGAAACCGAAGCCAGGAAAUUCGCGACGCCGCUUGGUUUCACUGUUGUCAGUCUAGUCGGUGGUCAUGCCCUUGAGGAGCAAGCGUUCGCACUCCGUAACGGUGCUGAAAUCAUUGUCGCCACCCCUGGUCGGCUGGUCGAUUGUAUUGAGAGACGGCUGCUCGUUCUAUCACAGUGCUGCUAUAUUAUCAUGGAUGAAGCAGAUCGAAUGAUAGACAUGGGUUUCGAGGAAUCCGUCAACAAGAUCCUGGACGCCCUUCCAGUAACCAACGAGAAGCCGGACACAGAGGCAGCUGAAAAUGCCCAACUCAUGUCUCGCCACCUUGGGGGAAAGGACCGUUACCGCCAGACAAUGAUGUACACAGCCACAAUGCCUCCUGCUGUGGAGAAAAUCGCCAAAAAGUACUCUCGUCGUCCAGCCAUCGUCACCAUUGGUAAUGCUGGUGAGGCCGUCGACACCGUUGAGCAGCGCGUCGAGUUCGUCGCCGGAGAGGACCGCAGGAAGAAACGCCUUCGCGAGAUCUUGCUCGACGAGGGUUUCAAAGCCCCGAUCAUCGUAUUCGUCAAUAUCAAGCGAAACUGUGAUGCCAUUGCCAAGGAGAUUAGCCGCAUGGGUCUCAGCUGCGUCACGCUGCACGGCUCAAAGACCCAGGACCAGCGUGAGCAGGCCCUGGGCUCGGUCCGAGCGGGCCACACCGAAGUCCUGGUGGCCACGGACCUGGCGGGUCGAGGUAUCGACGUGCCCGACGUCAGCCUGGUCGUCAACUUCAACAUGGCGCCGUCCAUCGAGGCCUACACGCACAGAAUCGGCCGUACCGGUCGUGCCGGCAAGAGCGGUGUGGCCAUCACCUUCCUCGGCAACGAGGAUGCCGACACCAUGUACGACCUGAAGCAGAUGCUGAGCAAGAGCAGCAUCAGCCGCGUGCCCGAGGAGCUGAGGCGCCACGAGGCCGCCCAGUCCAAGCCCACGCGGGGCGGCGGCGGCAAGAAGGCCGUCGAGGAGUCGGGCGGCUUUGGCGGCAAGGGUGGGUGGAAUUAA